CUCGCUGGGGAUAUUCGCGCAAAUAAGAACGGGGAGAGGGAUUGAGGAUUGAGAGCGGGUCGGUUCGCCUGUAUCUCUUGCCUUCUGCUAGAGGGGAGAAGGCAAAGUCUGACACCACCUUAUUUAUCAGCGAGCUAGAGGAAGAACAUCAGCAUUUGCAACCAGCAGUGCCCCAUUGAAAUCCCUUAACGCUGUUCGGUCCCUACAGUGAUGGAUAAGGAUCCUUUGCUCCAGCUCCGGGUCUUUGACCUCAAUUGCUGGGCACUUCGAUACUUGAGCAAAUUACGGCAAGAGCGCAUUGCACUGAUCGGCGACGUCCUUAGCCAGGAGGGAUUUGACCUGGCACUCUUACAGGAGGUAUGGAGUGAGAGAGACUAUUGGGAGCUGAAAAAGAAACUGUCUUCCUGCUACCCUUCUUCGCACUAUUUCAAAAGUGGGGUGAUUGGCAGUGGGCUCUGCAUCUUCUCCAAACACCAGAUCUUGGACACCUUUCUAUACCAGUAUUCCGUGAAUGGCUAUCCAUACAUGCUCCAGCAUGGGGACUGGUUUUGUGGCAAGUCUGUGGGGCUUGUGGAACUAAAGAUCCAGGAUAUAGUCUUCAAUGUCUAUGUGACACAUCUUCAUGCAGAGUAUUGUCGGGAGAAAGAUGCUUACCUGCCUCAUCGAGUAGUCCAGGCCUGGGAACUUGGCCAGUUUAUACAGCAUACUUCCAAAGGGGCUGACAUUGUGCUGCUUGGUGGGGAUCUGAAUAUGCAUCCAGAAGAUGUUGGCAUUAGGCUGUUGCGAGGCUGGGCAGGUCUGCAGGACUCCUUCACUGCUGCAGAGAAGGUUGAGGGCUGUGAGGAUGGCUCUACUUUGCUGCCUGCCAACUGUUUCACCAACCAGAAGGAAAUGCAGUUUUAUCCUCAGGGAAUUCGUAUUGACUACAUUCUUUAUAAGGGUUCAUCUCAGUACAAAAUAAGAUGCAACAGUCAUGUGACUACCACUGGAACAGUUCCUGGCAAGGGUAUCCCUUACUCAGACCAUGAAGCUGUGGUUGCCAUACUGUCGGUGGAGAAAAGAGAACCAGACAAAGCCCUGAAUCAUCCUAUCGUUGAGCCUAUGCUGGUAGACAUCUUGAACGAAGCCCGGAUGGAGGUGAGGGUGGGACUGCUUUCUGCAGAGCGCCAGCGGUACUCCUGUGGGCGUAUGGCUGUACUGGCCCUGCUUCUGCUGCUCAUGCAAGGAACCAUGGGCCUGACUUCCAUGUUCGGUAGAACCAUGCAGCCAUUCCCCAAGUUCUCCUUCUCUCUGCUUGGCCUGUUGGCAGUGGUGGUGUUGCUCAUCUCGGCUGUACUCUAUCUCUUCCACACCAUUGAGGUGAAGAUCCUACAGGGGACUGAGGAGCAAAUGCGAGUGGGGCUCCAGUCACUCCAUGACAAAUUAAACUCUGGCUGAUCUUCUUGGCAGAGCCUCCAUAGGGACCAAGAGACCCUUGUGGGAGGAGAAACCCAGUGAGGUCCUCUCCGCUGCCAAGGUUUUAAUGACUAGGGGUGUAUGUGUGGCAGUAAUUUAGCAUUUGAUGCUGUAAAGGUUUUAUAGCUGUAUUUUAGGGAAAUUCACUUUGGUUGGUUGGAGAAAUUAUUGGAUGGGAACUAGUAUGUCAAUGCCUGUUAUGCUCUCCAGAAGGGAAUUUUGAAAAGCAUGUCUAGACCUGACUCAAUUGUAGCAGUUUUAAGAAACCAGUGUUUUAUCAUAAUCCAGCAGUGUUGCUUGAGCAGCCUGAAACAAGACUGAUUCACACACAGCUGCAUUAGAAAUGCAAAAGGUGGCACAAAACAUCUGCGAGGAUAUACUGUGUUCAUAACUCCCCACCCCCCACCCCUUUCUGAGUUUUAGAAAUCUUGUGCUAUGUCGGUGCCAGGAAUGGAUGGGCUUGAGCGACUAGCAAGGUUUUAGCACUAGCCUCCGAUUUGCAGGGUUUUUUAAAAAACUAAUCCGAUCUUGUUUCCAUCUCUGGGUGUCCUCCUGGCAAUAGGUGUAGUUCUUCGUAUAGCUAUGGGGUUGCUGCCAGAUGUUCCGUCUUUUAACAGGAAUGUAGAAUCUUGUGAUGCUAUAAAACAGGGGUCCUCAGUGUGGUGCCUCUAGGCACCACGGCUCCCACCAACACCUUUUCUGGCACUUGCAGAGUGGUUUUAGAAACUUGGUGAGGCUGCCAGAGCUUCUGAUUGCAAAUCUAUUGACUGUACAGAUUUUUUUUUUAAGUGGCUCUGACAGCAGAUGCCACCACAGCACAAAGAUCUUCACUGCAUUACCGAAGGUAAGCUGCAUGUAUUCAAGAAAGUUUUGAAAAGGCAUCCUGUUAAACAGCUUUUGCCUGAAAUAUUGAACUUACUAUUCGAGUUACAUAUAACCUCACACACCCUGACAUUUUGUGGUGGCUGUGCCUCCUCCAAUGACUGUUUGGUUGUUGCACCCACCAUCCUGUGUCAAAAUUCUGUAAGUGCCCAUAGGCUGAGGACUCUUGCUAUAAAGAUGUCAUUUCAGAAAUCACAGAUUGUGGGCUGCUUUUGGAUCUGGCAACACAAGAUUAACAUAGGAGGUAGCUUUUAUCAAUGAAAAUUAGUUCUUGAAAUUAAUCAUCAUUUAUGUAACCCUUUAAUGUACAUUUGUCUUAUUUUUCCAGUGCUUUUGUGAUGCACGUCACUAUGGUUCCCAUUUUAUAGAGGGAUGGGCUGAGGCUGAGAGAUGAUUGGCUUGCCCAAAACCAGAUUGUAAUUGUACAGUUGUGGUAGUCUAAGCAUGACUAGCUCUCAGCAUUCUGUGUAUCUUAUGGAUAGCCAUGGUGGAAGAAAGGCCCAGAGGCUAUUUCUGAAGUAGAAGUUAAGCAGCCUAUGAAGUGCAUUUAGCUUUCCAAAAUACCUUGGAGCAAAGUUUACAAAUCUUCUCUUGAUGCUUCACUUCUCUUGCAGGAACAUUUCAGAGUACUUAAUGUUGUUCCAUUCUGUGCUGCAGAAUUACUGCAUCCGCUGCAGUUAUGCUUUUGAAAAGGACAUAGGCUUGAACUGGGUAUUGGGUUGGAUCCUGUAAUCCAGGGGGGCCAAGGAUCAUGGAUCUUUCCUAUGUUCUCUGCAGUUGAUUCUGGGGACUGUAAGAGCUAUGUAGACUAAUAGACCUGUGGGGUGGCGGCUGCACUGAAAAGGGGGAAGGGAGUGAAUUUCCCACUUCCCCCUCAAAUACCAGCGGUGGUAAUGUAAGAUGUAGGAUGGUGCCCCCCUCCCCCAAUAAUACAGCCCCCUGACCCAUAUGGGUCGGGAGGGUAAUGAUCCAGGAUGGUAAUACAGUGGAUCUAAUACAGUGGUGGUGACCAUUUUUAAUGCUGUGCAUCUCCUCUCUAUGUGUGUUUCUUUAAUAGAGUGGGGGUGGGUGGGAGGGAGAAUGUGAACAUGGAUCAUUCCCGUGUUUCCCUCCUGCCCCCUGGAAAGUUGAUUCUCAGAGUUGCGGGACCUACUCAGAUUAAUAGCGAUGCAGGUCAUGGGGCUGUUUUAACUCCAUGAUCUACUGCUCCUCUAGCUAAUUCCUCCAUAGCAGUGCUUAUUAUUUUGUUUUUUAUACUGUAAUUUCUCCAUC
Messenger RNA from Eublepharis macularius, 3609 nucleotides. RefSeq names its product sphingomyelin phosphodiesterase 2 (gene SMPD2). The transcript has 11 exons. Gene Ontology annotation, cellular component: cytoplasm. The record is from RefSeq and is a predicted model, not a curated record. Lineage: Eukaryota; Metazoa; Chordata; Lepidosauria; Squamata; Eublepharidae. Gene Ontology annotation, molecular function: sphingomyelin phosphodiesterase activity. The coding region runs from base 211 to 1437 and encodes 408 amino acids.